This is a messenger RNA of Phytophthora infestans T30-4, 1755 nucleotides long. Its product is annotated as Monovalent Cation:Proton Antiporter-1 (CPA1) Family. Gene Ontology annotation, biological process: sodium ion transport; proton transmembrane transport; regulation of pH. Gene Ontology annotation, cellular component: membrane. Lineage: Eukaryota; Oomycota; Peronosporomycetes; Peronosporales; Peronosporaceae. The transcript has a single exon. The record is from RefSeq and is a predicted model, not a curated record. Gene Ontology annotation, molecular function: sodium:proton antiporter activity. Bases 1 to 1755 code for a protein of 584 amino acids.
AUGGAGGACGCGGUGCUGCUGCUGCUGAUGCUGUUCGUGCUGGUGAUGGCUUCAUACAUGCUGGGGCGCUACUCAUGUAUGGUUUUAUCUCAGAGUAGUUUCGCGCUCAUGUUUGGGCUCUUCGUGGGUCUCUUCAUGAUCAUGGGAGGCAAGCAUGCGGCGCUUCACACACACCUGAACCUGGACAACAGUCUUUUCUUCAAUGUGCUGCUGCCACCGAUCAUCUACGAAGGAGGUUUCUCGCUCAAAUGUGCGGUCUUCUUCCGGAAUUUCCCGGCUAUCAUGAGCACAGCCGUGCUGGGCACAGUCAUCGCCACGACAAUUACGGGCGGCGUACUGUACCUCGCAGGCACUGCUGGUAUCGUGACCAAACUGUCGUGGGUGGAGGCCUUCUUAUUUGGUACACUGAUCAGUGCUGUGGACACGGUGGCAACGCUGAGCUGUUUUGAUAAACUCAACGUGCCACCGCUACUGUUUAACCUCGUAUUCGGAGAGAGUGUAAUGAACGAUGCCGUCGCGAUUGCGUUGUACCAGACACUGCACAAGUGGGAACCGGAUAGUAACUUCAGUGCCAAGCAACUGCUUCGUGUGGCGCUAAACACUGGCGGGAUGUUUGUGGGGUCUUUGAUCGUGAGCACGCUUAUUACGCUAGCCGGAGCUUUUCUCCUUAAACGCAAGUUCUUCGCGACCCUGCGCUACUACCCAAGUUAUGAGAUCUCGCUGUGUUUGAUUUUCAGCUUGCUAACGUACUUCGUGGCGGACAGUUUAAAGCUCAGUGGUAUUGUAGCACUGUUCUUCUCGGGUACCAUGACGGCGCACUACCACUUCAACACGUUGUCGAGGGAGGCGCAGCAUGCCUUUACGCACCUGCUGCAUACGUUGGCAUUUGUUUGCGAAAAUAUUGUGUACGUGUUCAUGGGUACAUCAGUAGUUAUGAUUUUCGCGGGUCACGGUGAGGAGAAUGCCGGUGCUUCACUUCGCGUGGACGAUAUCGAUUGGUCUUUCAUUGGGCUGACGCUUGUGGCCUGCAUAACCGCUCGGUUCUGCAAUAUUUUUCCGCUUCUAAGUCUCUGCAACUGGCUGCGGUCUCCGCCGAACCGAAUCCCGGUUAAGUUCAUGAGUGUCAUUUGGAUGGCAGGUCUUCGUGGUUCUAUGGCCUUCGCUCUGGCCAAGAAUUGGAAUUAUGUUGGUCUUCAUGGAGCGUCACACCGCCGACUAAUUGAGUCCACAACUCUUGUGGUGAUCCUGAUCACUACAAUCGUAAUCGGCGGUAUAAUGGGACCGUUGCUUAUGAACCUGCAUCUCACCGGCAAAUACAAAGAUCACAGUCACCUCGACCAGUCUGACACUGUUAGGAGCUCUGCAACUGCGUCAGAGUCUGAGGACACAGUGUCACAGCUAGUUCAGCGCAGCACUCGCCACGCUGAUGGUGGUGCCUUAGCGUUCCCGGAGGAAGAACAACCCAAAGAGAAUCGUGAUGGUACCGGAGACGAGAUCCCGAUCCUGACUCCGCGUCCACAGUUUCAUGAUGUUGAAAGUGACGACGAGGAUGAUCCGAACCUUGAUUCGCCCGUUGCUGAGAGAUCUCGUGGCGAUUCAUUGACCGGUGCGUUCUUCCGCAACUGGCAAGCUUUUGACACCACCUACAUGCAACCAGUUUUUGGCGGGUCUUCACAGCGGCCAGCGGCGUCAGCCUCCGUUGAUGAACUAACCGAAAUGCGGCUCGAAAAAGCUCAAGCAGAAGCGGCCGUAUGA